AUGAACAGUGCCGAUCACAGUUAUAGCACCUUAGAGGUAGCCGAGCAGAGGCCAAAGGCAGACAGCAGCCCGGUAGCAGGGCAAGAUGGGUUACAGUUUGCGGGUGAUGAUGGCAAAGAAUACGUCCCUCCUCACCUGGCUCAGGGUAAGGAAUACUCCCCAUACCGCGACGAUCCCAGCGGACAACACAUGCCAGUCCACGACAGUCACAGCAAACCAGACUUCGCGCCAGCAGUUUUCGAUGCCGCGCAAGACAAAGCACCUCCGACUCGACCGUGGUGGAAAAGAAGGAAAAUACUCAUCAUUCUUGCUGUCAUUGCAAUAGUCGUUCUGGCGGCGGUUCUGGGAGGUGUUUUGGGCACGGUGCUCAAUAAAAGUGACUCGAGCAGUUCGGGGGAGUCGAGCGGCUCCAGUGAUGGCUCGUCUUCUGGCGGUGGCUCCUCGACGCCAUCUACACCGCCUGCCCAGUCAUUACUGCAGCGCUCCGUGGCGGCUGCGUCUACCGAAGACGGGUCAGUAAACCGGACAUGGGUCUUUUAUCAGGACGACAGUGGCCGGAUCAUGACGGCUGGCUCGACGUCUCAGCAGUCGUCGUGGAGCACAGACUCGAUCGGCGCGUCGGCGAAGAACGGUUCAGCUCUUGCAGCUGCUGUGUCCCGUCCCGGUUCUCCUUUGGCGAUCAGCAUCUUCUACGUCGACGAGAAUGAUGUCCUCCGCGAUACCAUUCUCGAUUCCUCAAGUGGAAAAUGGACGCCUGGCACGAUAGCAGACGAGUCGUGGAAGGUGACGCCCGGAUCAGGCAUUGCGGCAUUGUACAACCAAUGUGCGCGCUGUGCGAACACGACGUAUGUUGCCUUCCAAGACAACAAUGGCUUUGUCCAAAUGGGCAACUUCAGCUCAAGCGGCGGCUGGACUUUCAACCAACUGGGAAAUAACCUCGACCCGGCCGUGGGCACUGGGCUUGCAUUGCAGCCUUUUUUCCGCCCUACCUUACCAGACCAGAUCAAUCUCUACUACCAAAAGGCCAAGAACCACAACAUGACUCUGGCUGCCUAUCAAGAAUCCGUUGCGGGAUUGGACAGUCCCGGCUGGCGCCUUAACGUGCAAACCUACGCCGCCUUCUCCAAAGGCUCCCCCAUUGCGGCCGCCUCCUCAUACAGCAACGUCAGUGCUGGCUUUGAAUCCUGGAUCAAGGUCCUGUCACUCUCCUCAUCCGGGAUCAAAGUCAACACAUGGGAAGGCACCGAGAAUGACUGGUCCUCGUACUACGCAUCUCCCACCCAGCUAGCCAACUCGACCCUCAAUGAAAAGCUGUACGGCGAUGUUGCAAUGACUGCCACCGGAACUGCCUUUGCGGUCACGCAGCAAGGGGACGGGGCUCCGCAGAUCCAGAGCUGGCAACUGGCGGACGACUUUCACUCGUGGGAAGAGGGCAGUGCGAUUGAGGCGUGGCGAUGA
Molecule: messenger RNA, 1458 nt
Organism: Cyphellophora europaea CBS 101466
Lineage: Eukaryota; Fungi; Ascomycota; Eurotiomycetes; Chaetothyriales; Cyphellophoraceae
Exons: 2
Coding region: 1-1458 (485 amino acids)
Source: RefSeq, a predicted model, not a curated record